Molecule: messenger RNA, 1504 nt
Organism: Culicoides brevitarsis
Lineage: Eukaryota; Metazoa; Arthropoda; Insecta; Diptera; Ceratopogonidae
Exons: 3
Coding region: 160-1428 (422 amino acids)
Molecular function (GO): protein binding
Source: RefSeq, a predicted model, not a curated record
UGAUGAAAUUGUGCCGCCACUCUUAAAAUUCACAAUUUUCCUGCAUAAAAGCUACUGAAAAAUCCAGUUUUUGUGUUUAAUUGAUUAAAUUAAAUCAUAGAUUUCCGUUUUGAACCAAAUAUUUGUCAAAAAGGCAUCAGAAAAGCAUAUUGGACCAUAAUGAGUGCUUCAGAGAACCCAAAUCAUGUCCAAGUGAGCGAUUUGAGCAAUACUGGAAAUUCCUCGCUCACAAUAAUGGAUCUGAAAGACGACUGUUUGCUCGAAAUUUUUGAAAAUUUAAAUCUUUGGCAAUUAUUGAAUAUUCGUCAACUUUGUCAGCGUUUCAGUGACUUGACCGAUCGUUUUCGUUAUAAAUAUGCAACUUUUACUGCCAAAAUUCGUAACGAUGACAAAUUUAUCAGCAUUAUCAAGUAUGUGGGACCUUGUUUAAAAGAUGUGCAUCUAUACAAGUUUGAUAAUGGAGAUGUUUUGGAGGCAAUGUUAAAGUUUUGUCCGAACUUGGAAAACUUGACACUUUAUGACGUUCAUCUAUUUACCCGUGAUAAAAUCAUGAAACUUAAAUCAGUGGUUAGGAAUUUGAAGCAUUUGUGUUUAUGGAAUUGCAAAUUCAACGAUGACUUGGGAGAAUGUUUCAAAGGCGCAUCAUCCUUAGAGUCAUUGAACGUCAGAUCGAAUCAUGUCAGAAUUACAAAAAAAUUCUUUCGAAACAUUUCAAGCUUGAAGCGGCUUUCUAUUCGAAGCUGUGUUUAUUAUUCUCAAUUUGCUCAAGUUCUCAUUAAUAAUCCAAUGUUGGAGGUAUUCCACACAGAAAUUAUUUAUGAUGGAAUUUUGAAUGAUCUCGUUAGACAUGCACCGGGUGUCAAAGAAUUGGAGUUGACGUUCUUCAGUCGCGGUCCUUGUCCAUCCAUUAGCUGUUUAUCUGAUUUACCCAAUUUAAAGAGCCUUGCUAUUCACGGUUACAGGGGACAAGAAGUAAAUUUAUUAUUAGACAAUUUGAGCACCAAAAAUAUCAUCGAAGAGCUAACUCUUGGCUAUGAUUGUCAACCAAACAUGGAAGCGAUCAUCAAAUUGACAAAUCUAAAAAAAUUAAAGUUAUACGGUGAUGAAUUAAAAGAUGUUGUUCGCUUGCCAGACUUGCAAAAAGAAAAAGAACUUCUUAAUCUGAUAAAUUCUUUGAAAAAGCUGAAAAAGAUAAAUUUACGUCGUACUAACGUAACAUUUGAAUUUGUAAAGAAUCUGAUAAAAAUGUUGAAACAACAAGCUGAAAGUCGUUCCAAACUGGAAGUUAAAGUUAGUUUUGUUUUUUUCGAGGAUUGCUUGCCUGAAUACGAGGCCUCAGUCUUCAUGAAGGAUUGCGAGGAUAAGCUGAAAAUGUUGCUUGCAGAAAAUAAACAAGUUUUGGAAUUUCGAUACUAUGAAUGUCGAUGAUUUGUGAAAAAUUUUUAAAAAUAUUCUAUUUGUAUAACUUUCAUAUUUUCUUUCUUAUGAUGUAUUUAACGUAAAA